Messenger RNA from Helianthus annuus (common sunflower), 1321 nucleotides. Its product is annotated as probable serine/threonine-protein kinase WNK11. Gene Ontology annotation, cellular component: cytoplasm. Bases 159 to 1043 code for a protein of 294 amino acids. Gene Ontology annotation, biological process: intracellular signal transduction; protein phosphorylation. The transcript is spliced from 3 exons. Gene Ontology annotation, molecular function: protein serine/threonine kinase activity; ATP binding. The record is from RefSeq and is a predicted model, not a curated record. NCBI's taxonomy places the organism in Eukaryota, Viridiplantae, Streptophyta, Magnoliopsida, Asterales, Asteraceae.
AGAAAAGCAAACACCCACCAACCCAUUGACACAUAAACAUGAUUACAGAGUAUAAAUAAUCCCACCAUGACCACUAUAAAUAAACCCUACCACCAUUCACCCCAUUGCCUUCAUUUCAUAAUCCAAAUCUCCUUCCGGUGACCAACACGCGUUCUCUCAUGAUGCCGGCAAUGGAACCGGAUCUGGUGAGCCGUGAGAAGGAACCGUUUGUAGAGGUGGAUCCAACGGGGCGAUACGGGCGUUACAACGAGUUGCUGGGGUCAGGUGCAGUGAAGAAGGUGUACAGAGCUUUUGAUCAGGAGGAAGGGAUUGAGGUGGCAUGGAACCAGGUGAAAUUGAGGAAUUUUUCGGACGAUCAAGGGAUGAUCGAACGGCUAAACUCAGAGGUGAAGUUGUUAACGACUUUGAAGAACAAGAAUAUUAUUACUCUGUUUUGGCAGUGGAGAGAUACGGAGAGGAACACGUUGAACUUUAUAACGGAGGUUUGUACUUCGGGUAAUUUGAGAGAUUACCGGAAGAAGCAUAGGCAUGUGUCGAUGCAAGCGUUGAAGAAGUGGUGUCGCCAGAUAUUAAAAGGAUUAGAUUACCUGCACACGCAUGACCCGUGUAUUAUUCAUAGAGAUCUUAAUUGCAGCAAUAUUUUGAUUAAUGGAAAUAUUGGCCAGGUAAAAAUUGGCGAUUUGGGUUUAGCUGCAAUAGUUGGUAAAAGUCAUUGUGCACAUUCAAUACUCGGGACACCAGAAUUCAUGGCUCCUGAGUUAUACGAAGAGGAUUACACAGAGCUAGUCGAUAUAUAUUCUUUCGGCAUGUGUUUGCUUGAGUUGGUGACUCUCGAAUUGCCUUACAGUGAAUGUAACAACGUUGCCAGAAUUUACAAAAAGGUGACUUCUGGGGUUAGACCGGAUGCCAUGAACAAAGUAAAGGACCCUGAGGUAAAGGCCUUUAUUGAGAAGUGCUUAGCCCAACCAAGGGUUAGGCCUUCUGCUGCCGACCUCCUUAAGGAUCCGUUCUUUGACAAUAUUUGUGAUGAUGAUGAAAUCUGACGCCAACUUGUUUUUCACAAGUCAGAUUCAUACACUAAUCGUGUGUCAAAAUGUUUAUAACUUGUCUUUUGGUGUGUUAUGUGGGGACGGCAAGUUUGAAUUGAUUUUUUUUUUUCGCAUGUUUGAAAGGUUAGAUACGACCGUGUAAUAGGAUUUUGUUUUAUGGGGUAGUUGUUUGAUGGUUGGAUCACAACUUGUAGAUAGAUGUUGGAUUGUAUUUGUAUUUGUAUUGUUUAUUUAUGACUAAGGUAUAUGAAUAUGACAUAUAGUUGUUUGAA